Messenger RNA from Leptomonas pyrrhocoris, 1344 nucleotides. RefSeq lists its product as hypothetical. Lineage: Eukaryota; Euglenozoa; Kinetoplastea; Trypanosomatida; Trypanosomatidae. The coding region runs from base 109 to 1344 and encodes 411 amino acids. The transcript has a single exon. The record is from RefSeq and is a predicted model, not a curated record.
GCGCAGGGCAUCGCGCGCAUCACUCUGUGCGAGUAUAUAUUUUCUCCUUCGUGAGCCUUAUCGAUCACAGCUCCUCUUCUCAGUGGGUGCUUGUGUGUAGAGCUGCAGAUGUGGCGACGAGGUAGAUUGCUGCUGUCGCCGAUGCGGCGCGGCUCCAUCGCCGGCGUGUCCGCUGCGUCUACCGGCAACGAUCCCACCCCCACGUCGUUGCCGUCGUCAUCAUCACCGUCCACGUCGUCUCCCACCACCACCACUGCCGCUGCUGGUUCUGCGACUGCUGCAGCGGCGGAACGCUCGUUUCUUCGAAAUCUAAUCCCCAUGCGGGUCUACGCCACCGGUCUCGCCUCCGCCUACCUCCGCCACGCUUUUCUGCAGCAGGAUCGACUCAUCCACCGCUUCCUCGGCGCGCUGGAGCAGGUGGCCCUGCCGUCGCCGCCGCGCAUGCUGCUAGCCGAAGGUUUCCAACGCAUGUUGGAGGGCGAGUCCCCGCAGCGGGAGCUACGGGAGCUCUUUGAAGCGGCGGAAGUGGAGAGUCGGAAGCUGCUGCUGCAGCUAGACGUGAGCGGCACCGGCGAGGCGGUCUACCGCAGUCCACAGACGGAUCCCCGCGAGCGGGCGGCGUGGCGUGCGGUGGCGGUUGAUCCGCUAGCGCGCGUUCUCGCGUACGAGCUGCGCGCCGCGGCGGGCUACUACGCGCGGUUGAUGUCCGUCUCGAGCGACCCAAACACCCCCGCGGCGGUGCAGGUGCGGACGAUCAUCGCGUCUGACGUGCGGACCGACGACUUCUUGGUGAAGACGAUGUUGGCCUUCGACGACUGGGCGCGCGACGUGGAGACGGGCGAGCGGGUCGGCGCGCCGAUGCCGCCGGCGAUCGAGGAGAUGGUGAAGGAGCUGCUGCUGCUGGAGCGGGAUGCGUUUGGGGUCUUCCGCUUCGACCCGCGCGGCGACAACCACCACCUCGUGCAGGCGCUGAAGCUGAAGGACGUCACCAAGACGCCGAAGUCCUUCUCGGUGCUGCUGGACCCGGUGAUGCAGGCCUACGGCAACUUCUCGCUGAAGGUGGAGGAGAUCUACACCGGUCGGUGGAGGCAGUACACGCUGCACUGCGCGCCGGAGGACCACCGCAUCGACGCCGCGCUUCCGCUCUUCGAGACGGUCAUCGCGAAGGACGCCAUCACCGACGGCGAAGUCAGCCUGCUGGUGCGCUACGAUGAGCCGAUCUGCUUUCGCCACAAGGCGGCGUCGAAGGAGGAGAAGGGCGGCUACGGCCACACGGAGGUUUUCGAGUUGGCGAUGGAGAACCCGAACCGGACGUACUGGGAGAAGUACUUUCUGGACCGCUGA